Messenger RNA from Heterotrigona itama, 5936 nucleotides. The record is from the annotation of a GenBank genome assembly. Lineage: Eukaryota; Metazoa; Arthropoda; Insecta; Hymenoptera; Apidae.
GCACCAGUUACUCAUUCGUUAUUUCAUAUCUUGAAAAAUAGUAUUAUCUGACAUUAUUAUCUGAAACAGAGGAAGUGUAGAAAAAUCUAAACGCAGCUGUAGUGUAUAUAAAUCUAUGAAUGACAUGAUGGAACUACGCACAUACAUACAGAUGUGACAUUUUCAAUGCAGCUUAGAAAACAAUGAUAAUAUUGCGCGUAUUUAGUAGCGAGUUGUUGCAUUUCCUUAUGCUAAUGCGUUCUUAAUAAAAAUAUGUGUAAAAAUGUAUAAAGUGGUACCACUAUUUUGAUAAAAUAUUUGCUCCAGGCUUAAGAGAAAGCAUUUCUCAGAUACAAUUGCUAUGAUAAUCUUGACAAAAUAAAAUGAAAAGAAUAAACUUUAAGAAAAUUUAAUUGGAAAGAUUUUCUAAACAUGUAUUUAAAAAACAUUACUUGAUAACUACAUACUAGUCAAGGUUAUAUAGGAAAGCCUAUUGUAUUCUGUUAUAUGCUGAUUCAUACAUCAAUUCUAAUAAUUUAUUCAUCAUACUUUUAUGACUUUCCAUGACUUUCAUUGCGUAGUUUAUGUGUACAAAACAUAUGCACUAUGUUAUUGAUUACAUUAAAACAAAGGAUUUUAUUUGAGAUUUAAAAAUGAAAAGCGACAUCAGAACUUUUGGCUUGCUUUUAUAUAAAAAUUUAAUAGUUAGAAGAAGACACUGGAAAACAACAAUAUUUUUACAAUGUCUGAUACCAGUUGCCUUGUUUAUGUUGAUACAAGCUGUGAGAGAUUUUAGUGUGCAACCACCUCGUGUAGUCAAUGAAAGUACAUAUUAUCCCAUAGAAACCAAAGAAGAAUUGACGGUAAUAAAUAGAGAUUUUACAUUUUUGUAUUAUGUACCACAGAAUUUGUAUACAGAAACUAUUUUGGAAGAUGUCCGAAUGUGUUUAAAAUUGUUACAUGAAAAUGUAGUUGGUUUUUUAACUGAAGAUGAUAUGGUUAAUACUUAUACUUUGUUACAAGCUGAAUAUCCUACUAUACAAGUAUUAGCGCUUGUAUUUGAACAAUAUAAUACAACUGAUAUAAGAUACAAAAUCAGACAUUCCUUUAAAAUUCCAAAUAUGUUAUACCAAGAUAUAUUUGAUGAAAUGACAUAUAAUUCGCAUACUGUAUAUUUACAAGCCAUGCCAUUUGUACAGUUACAAAUGUGUGUUGAUGAAACUUUUAUAUAUCGCACAGCAUCACAUCCUAUAAUAGAUACAAAGGUGUCAAUACAAAGAAUGCCUUAUCCUCCAUAUGUUAAAAUAGAUGAAUUUGAUAUAAUAUUAAGACUGGUGAUAUGUAUGUUUGCAGUUAUUGCUUUUCUGAUUCCACUUUGUGUAGAAAUAAACUAUGCAACAACAGAGAAAUAUAUUGGUGUAAAUGUUUUGAUGGCAAUGAAUGGCGUAAAAGAAUAUCAAAGUUUAUUAAGUUGGUUGGUCAUUGGCAUUAUAUUUAGUAUUUUUUAUGUGAUACCAAUGACAGUACUAUUUAAAAAUACCUUUUCUGCAAAUGUAGAACCAUACUUGUAUUAUAGCAAUACUUUUAUAUUUUGGCUAAUACUUACAGUACAUGUUACUCAUUUAAUAUCAUUUGGUAUGCACAUUGCUGCAUAUUUUUCAAGACCACGUUUUGUGAUAACGACACUGUCAAUUGUUUAUAUGGCUGCUUUUUCACUUCAUGGAAAUUUGAUAAGAAUAGAAGUCUUCUCAGUAAUACCAUAUCUGGGAAUAUUGUUUCCUAAUAUAAUGUUAUACAGAUUUCUUGAAGAAGUAAAUGCAUAUGAGGCUAAAGUAACUGGUAUUCAAUGGUCAAACAUGUUUGUUGUUGGAGAUUCACAAUAUAAUAUUAUUGGGUGCAGUGGAUUUAUACUUCUCUUCUCUAUUAUGGGAGCUUUAUUACAUUUUUUCCUCGCUGUAUAUAUUAAUGCUAUAUUGCCAGGAAGAUAUGGAGUUCGUAAAGAUCCACUUUAUUUUUUGAAGAAAAAUAAAAUAAAUUUUGAUGAUGAUAUAGAAGAGUUUGACUAUGAAAGCAUAGACAACGAAAAUUUUGAGUCAGUUGCAAAAGAUGUAUUUACUUCUGGAAUACAAAUUCGCAAUCUUAAGAAAACAUACAAAAGUAUUUGUUUACGAAAAUCAGAAGUCCAAGCUUUAAAAGGAAUUUCAAUGGACUUAUACAAAGGACAAAUUACAGCUUUAUUAGGACACAAUGGAGCUGGGAAAACUACACUUAUGUCUAUUCUGACAGGCAUAAUGAGUGCAACUGAAGGAAAAGUUUUCAUAAAUGGUCAAAAUAUCGCAAGAAAUUUGCAAUCUAUUAGAAACAAUUUGGGCUUAUGCCCUCAAGAAAAUAUGGUUUUUCCGUAUUUGAGUGUAUUUGAACAAUUAGAAUUCUUUGGUCUACUGAAAGGUGCAAAUAAAAAGCGACAAGAAAUCAAACGUAAUGUUAAUACUCUACUUGAGAAGCUGAAAUUAUGUGAAAAAAAGGAUGUUCUUCCAAAUACGUUGUCUGGAGGACAAAAGAGAAGAUUAUGUCUUGGAAUGGCUCUUAUUGGUGAUGCUAGUACCAUUAUUCUAGAUGAACCAACGUCGGGAAUGGAUCCUGAAACUAGAAGAGAUAUAUGGGAUAUUAUAUUAAAAAUAAGAGGGAAGAAAACAAUUUUAAUUAGUACACAUAAUAUGGAAGAGGCUGACAUACUUGGAGAUCGAAUUGCCAUUGUACAUGGAGGGCGGUUAAAAUGUUAUGGCACAUCAAUGUUUUUGAAAAAACAAUAUGGUUAUGGUCAUAUAGAAGUUACUUUGUCAACAAAAUCAUGGUGCAAUGCAGAUAAAGUUAUAAAUAAAUUUGAUCCAAAAACGCAACAAAUAAGCAUUGAUAGUGAGAAAAUCGUCUUAAGCGUACCUAAUACUGAAACUUUACCACAAUCUUUGGAUAAAGUUGAAAACCAGAAAAAGAAUCUGGGAGUUACAGGGAUUAGUGUAUCGCUUAUCACAUUAGAAGAAGUAUUCUUAAGAGUAAUUAAAAAUGAGGAUACUGGAAAACAUUUGAACGAAUUAUUCUGUCCUCCAUCGCAAAAAGUAGAAGGCUGGAGCUUAUUUAUACAAUCAAUUUUGGCACUAUAUCAUAAGAAAUUGAUAUAUACUAAAAAGAAUUUGACUAAUCUAUUACUAACAUUGUUUUUACCACUUUUGUCGGCCGUAUUAAUAGGUUUCAGUUAUGAUACACCUAGUGAUUCAACAAAUGUAUUUCCUCUAGAACUCAAUAUGUAUAGACAUCCAAAAGUUCUAUAUUCUUCUACAAACAAAACCAUUAGCACGGAGUAUGCAAAUAUAAUAAAAUAUUUUGGUGGAUUCGCAAAAGAAGUGAAACAAAAUACAAGCGUUACACAAGCCUUAUUGGACGAGGCGGUCGACAAUAUCGCAGAGUAUCGUAAUAAUUAUAUCGUUUCUGCGGAAUUUAAUAUUUCUGACGAAGUCUUAUUUGUUAAUGGUUUUUAUUCUGGAAUUGCAAUUCACAGUAUACCUUUAACUUGGAAUUUAUUAUCAAAUGUGCUAAUUAAAAGCAUGGCUGGUGAUGAAUACUCUAUUGAUCUUUCAAGUCAGAAAUUACCAAAUGCUUUGUCUGAAACAAUGUUAAAGAUGCCAGAAGUUGACUCAUUGACGAGAACACUAGUUUUUUGUUGUUUCUUCUUUAAAACUGUUGCACUUUUCGUUGUUCACCCUUUUCAGGAAAUGGAAAGCAAAAUGAAGCAACUUCAGAGAAUGACUGGAGUUAGUUCUUUUUCAUAUUGGCUUACUAUGUUUACUUUCGAUUUCGUAGUUCUUGCAAUGUCUAUAUUUAUUAUCAUAACGGGAUUCUAUAUUAUGGAUGUUAUUUUGGAUAUACGGCUGUAUUACAAGAUAGAAAUAUUGACGAUGAUAUUAUUAUUGCUACUUUUUGGCAUGAAUUCUUUGCUCAUAUCAUAUAUCUUUAGUUUUAUAAACAAACAAAGAAGUACCGUAAUAACUAUUUUAACUCUUGUACCAAUUGGAUUGGUUUUAUUACAAUAUCUUUUCCAUCAAGUGACCCAUACGUUUAAUCGCUUAAAAAUUCUUCAUUCAUUUCAAAAAGGAAUAUUUCGUUUAAUACCUCACGUGAGCCUAUUUCAUGGUCAAUUAUCUUUCUUUAACGUAUCCAUACAGAACGCGAGAUGUCGUCGAUUACCAAAUCGACUACAAGAAGUAGUUUGUUUGGGUACCAAGGAUAUUUGCUGUGAGGAAAAUUUACAUUAUAAAUUGUAUGCUAAAAUAUUUAAACAAAAUUUGAAGAAUCCAUGUGAUAUACAAGAUGAGCAAGUGAAAAAGGAGAAGCAUGCAGUGGCGUUAGAAAUUAGAAAAUUGAAAAACCGUGGUGCGAAAAAAAUCAUCGAGGAACCAACUAAAACAGUUACUAGUAUCGAAAAUAAUUACAUACAAAGCCCAGAGAUUAGUAACGAUAGUCUGUUCUUAGUUUAUGAAUUAAGUAAAUAUUAUGGGAAGUUGAUGGCAGUACAGGAAAUUAGUUUCCGAGUGAAGCAACGAGAGUGUUUUGGACUGCUUGGCGUUAAUGGCGCUGGGAAGAGCACCACAUUUAGAAUGUUGACUGGUGAAGAAGUACCAAACAGUGGAGCAAUGUACUUAGGAAAAUCAGAAAUUCAUACUGAUAGAAAAAAUUAUCUUGCUCAAAUGGGAUAUUGUCCACAAACUGAUGUAUUACUCAAUUCCUUGAAUUCAUUCGAUCAUUUGCGACUGUUUGCAUUGCUUCGCGGUAUCCCCAGAAAGAAAGUGGAUCUAGAAGUUAACAAAUGGAUUAAUAGACUUAAUUUAAAUGCUUGUAUGCAUCAACCAAGUGGUACUUAUAGCGGAGGGAAUAAACGACGUUUGAAUAUUGCAAUGGCACUUAUUGGGAAUCCAACUCUCGUUUUAUUGGAUGAACCAACGACGGGAGUUGAUCCAGCGGCUAGGAGAUCGCUGUGGAAUAUUCUUCAGUCCUGUCAAACAAUAGGACAAGCUAUUAUACUCACUUCUCACAGCAUGGAAGAAUGCGAAGCUUUGUGCAACAGACUAGUCAUUAUGGUGAAAGGUCAAUUGGUUUGCAUCGGUGCAAGUCAGGAAUUGAAGCAACGAUUCGGCGCUGGUUACGAUAUUCACAUUAAAUUAAAUCCCAGUCGAACGGACGAUGAUGUCAGCGAUAUAAAAAAUAUUAUGGAGUCCUCUUUAUCGUGUGAAAUUAGGGAUGAGAAUUUGUGUCUUAUCGCGUAUCAUGUGAGUAAUAUUGGUACGACCUGGGAGAAAAUGUACAGUACAAUGAAUAAUUUGAAAGUACAAUACAGUUGUAUUGAAGAUUACGCUGUUUUAUCAGCUACGUUGGAACAGCUUUUCAUUCAAUUCGCCAGAGGAAACGAAUUGACAAAAUCUACUGUAGAUUCUACUACUCAAACUAUUGAUGUAUAAACACCAUGUGAUAUUUAACAAAAUUAUUUAAAAUUUUCUUUUCUCUAAUGUACAAAUUUAAUGCGUGGAUUUACAUAGUAGUCUGUGUAUCGUGUCUUAAUAUAUAAUCAGUUCUUCAAGUUUUCUUUUUCUAGAUUCUAUCCUCUAAAGAAAUAUUUUAAAAAGUUAUAUCGAAAAUAUAAUAAUAUAAAUGUAAAUUAUGUCACAAUAUAAUUGUUUAUGUUAAUAAAGGAUGCUUAAAAAUGUCGCCGAACAAAUACUUUCUGUGGACAGAAUUCAAUAGCAAUGUUGUGAAAAGGAAAGUAAAAACUUGGAACAAUACAGGGAACAAAAAGAAACAUCAUAAAUAAAGUUCUCAUAUUUUAUAUAAAUAAAAAAGUUACAUAAAUGAUAUAUUCUUAUGUACAUACGUCCGCCUUUAAAUGAUAUUACUGCAAUGGAACAAAA